This is a messenger RNA of Xenia sp. Carnegie-2017, 1255 nucleotides long. RefSeq names its product adenosine receptor A2a-like. Gene Ontology annotation, biological process: G protein-coupled receptor signaling pathway. Lineage: Eukaryota; Metazoa; Cnidaria; Anthozoa; Malacalcyonacea; Xeniidae. Gene Ontology annotation, molecular function: G protein-coupled receptor activity. The record is from RefSeq and is a predicted model, not a curated record. Gene Ontology annotation, cellular component: membrane. The transcript has a single exon. Bases 244 to 1179 code for a protein of 311 amino acids.
AAUGCAAAAGUUACAUCAUACAUUAAGCGAAAUUAUACAUUAUAUAAGAGAUAAUGCUGUUUUAUGACGACUUUGGAGAAAAAUAGAAAAUUUUAAUUAAGAGUAUUGAUCAUCUAAUAUCCAUAUAAUCUGUGCCAUCUAUUAAUGAACACCCCAGGCCAUCCUGAAAUCAAUGAGUGAAGACGAUAACAGCUAUAUGAAAGACGCGUUCAAGAAGCAGCCACAUUGAGCUUUAUUGUAAAAAUGUUUUCUUUCAACUCAAGCGAGCUUCAUGUUGCUUGGUGUGGUCUAGCAUCGUACCUUACAUCAACACCAACAACCAAUAUCAUUACGGCAAAUACAGUCGUCAUUAUCGUCGACAUGUUUUUGGCUGUAUUUACUGUCGUUGUAAACGGUCUAUUCAUUUCAACUUAUUUCAACAAUCGCAAUCUACAGAAUACAUCUAACAUGCUUCUGGUAACCUUAGCUGUCAGUGAUAUUCUUGUUGGAGGACUGGCACUACCGCUGGCAAUAACACGCGCAACAAUGGAGAUACUGGAAACCUUCAAUUGUACAUUAUUCAACUUAAGUCGUCUCGUAUACAUUUUCUGCAGUGGUUUAUCAUUUCUCACAAUAAUACUAAUAACGUACGACCGUUAUAUCGCCAUAUACUAUCCAUUACGUUAUCAUUUGUUAAUGAGCAAACGAAAUACAAAGAUCUGUUUAAUUGCUUGCGGUAUACUAGUGAUUGGAUUGCUCCUUUGCCGCGUGUAUCUGUCAUUAGAAAGAUUCUUUUUAAUCAUUUGCAGUCUAACAUUCUUCACAACUCUCUCUGCUUUACUCGUCUACACAAAGAUACUACUCGCAGCUAGGAGGCACAAUCUUCAGAUUCAAAAUAUGACGGGGUCGUUCAAAUCUUCCCGUCAGAUCAUCGCGUUUCGCGAAAUCAAAACGACGAAAGUAAUGGUUUAUAUAUUGGGAGCGAUGAUCUUGUGUUACUACCCCGGGACGUGUUUUUGGAUUUACAGCGCCUUCCACGGUUACACAUUGGAGAGUCUGUACACUAUCGUCCCGUAUAUGGAGUCGGCUGUUUUCCUAAACUCAGCCAUCAAUCCACUUACGUACUUACUGCGCAACCGCAAUAUACGUUGCGCAUUUUCGAAACACCUGCACGAGCUGUUUUAUAAACAUACACUUUAAAUGAAUGUAAGGGGAUAAUUAUUAUAUGAAAUCUAUUAUAAAGAAAGAAUUAAUAAAUUGAAACAUUAAAAAUUUA